Messenger RNA from Rotaria sordida, 714 nucleotides. The record is from the annotation of a GenBank genome assembly. Lineage: Eukaryota; Metazoa; Rotifera; Eurotatoria; Philodinida; Philodinidae.
AUGUGUUGGUCUUCAACAUUAAAUUGUUUUAUUAUGGUCACAAAUAAAAAUGAAGUUUUUCAAGUUAAUGAAAAUUUAACAUUAAUUCAAUCUAUUGAAACAAUCGAGAAGAAAGAGUGGUUGUCUUGUACAUGCUCGGAUGUGUCUCUAUUUCUUACGACUAAUGAUGGACAUUCUGGUAUUUUUGAAUUCAAUCUUUUAUCAUCAUUUCGUUUAAUUAAACAAUGGAAAUUUCCUCAAAUUUGUAAUAAAGAUGAAUUUAUUCAUAAUAUUGCUUAUAAUAAUGGAACACUUGCUUUAUUAAUAUCAUACCAAUCCUUUAAAUAUGAUUCCAGUAAAACAGUACGUAUAGAAGUUCGAUCUUCAUCAACAUUCGAUCAACUUUGGUCACUUCCUCUUUAUAUAACAUAUCAGGAUGGACGAGUCAAUCGUACUAGAACGUAUGUUGAUGAAAUUCGAACUGAAACUGCAAAUCAAUUGGAAAAAACACUGUUGAAUCAAAAUAAUGUAUCUACUGUUGAAUCACUUAUUGUUAAUGAUAAAAAUAAACUUAUUGAAUUGAAUAAAAAACUUGACCAAGAAAUAAUUUCUUUUGGUCAUCGUUGUGCUGCUGAAAUUGCUCGGCAAACAAAGAUACCUGUACGUACUAUCCGGUAUAAUUUAGCCAAGAUUCGGAAAGAAGGUAGUGUGGAACAUCGACGUGGUAAUGGCUGA